Molecule: messenger RNA, 1000 nt
Organism: Exaiptasia diaphana
Lineage: Eukaryota; Metazoa; Cnidaria; Anthozoa; Actiniaria; Aiptasiidae
Exons: 5
Coding region: 12-887 (291 amino acids)
Cellular component (GO): membrane
Source: RefSeq, a predicted model, not a curated record
UCCGUCAAAACAUGGCGGAUAUUUAUUCAGAGAAAGCUGCACUUCGUAUAGGGAUUGUAGACGUCGUGAGCGGUUUAGUUAGCAUUGCAGUUGGAGCAUUUAGUACAAGAAAUGAUGACCACACAGUUAUAACACAGUUUAAACCCAAAGGGCUUCCAGUUUGGGCCGGAAUUCUUUUUGUUAUCACAGGAGCAAUAGGAGUUCUAACUUACAAGAAUCCAAGAAAAUGCUUAAUAAUAUGUUUUAUGAUGUUUUCAUCAUUAUGUGUUGGUGGAGCAGUUAUUGUAUUUUGGUGUAUUAUGCCUGUAUUAAUUGAUGGACAAGAAACUGUCGCAUGGAAUCUAUCCUAUGGAUCAUUUUUGGCUUUGACGGCAAUUACAUUUGURGUCAGUAUGAAAGCAAUAUAUUUGUGUUUUAAAUCAACUGUCAUGUAUGCUUGUAACUGUGUUAAAAGAAGGCCGCCGAGAGAGUCAAGGCAGGCAGCUGUACUGGAAUUAGGYACAACUUAUAGUUUAACUAGCCAUAGUGAGGAGAGAUCACUAAGGCGACAAGGAAGAUCAACACCAAGUCAUCGGGGCGCGUCAGGUUUAUGUCGGAGUCAAAGACAACACAGUCCGUACUCUUCGGAACGACGGCGGAGAUCACGUGAUCGAUACAGAGAAAGAUCUGCAAUACAUAUUACUCAAACAGAACAAUCAAGAGAACGACUUCCAUUGAACUUYGCACGAACAGUGCACCCCCCGGUACCGGUCGUACAUGUACAAAGACCUCCCCAGGCCCCACCUCCACCUCCACCUCCAUAUCAGACAAUGAAAUUCCCAUAUUUGCCUUCGUAUACAGAGGUUGAAGCAACAAUUGCACCCCCACCCCCAUAUACAGAAAAGUGACCCCCGGAAAUAGAACACUUAGAAAUUAUGAAAAUUCUAGAAAAUUGGGAUAGUGGGCUGAAAAACAUGAAUUUGAAGGAAAAAGGGGGGYCAWUGUAAGUUUAUAUUUUGUU